This is a messenger RNA of Thalassophryne amazonica, 7071 nucleotides long. RefSeq names its product extended synaptotagmin-like protein 2a (gene esyt2a). The coding region runs from base 152 to 2917 and encodes 921 amino acids. Gene Ontology annotation, molecular function: lipid binding. The record is from RefSeq and is a predicted model, not a curated record. The transcript is spliced from 24 exons. Gene Ontology annotation, biological process: lipid transport. NCBI's taxonomy places the organism in Eukaryota, Metazoa, Chordata, Actinopteri, Batrachoidiformes, Batrachoididae.
UCUGACGGGCUGGUCGCCUUCACAGCAGGAUGUGCUGAAGGGAAAGAGGCUUAGAUGAGUUUUAUAAGGGUUGAGAUGCAGUGAGCUGGGCUUGGACGCGGACUUUGAGUUGAUUUUGCGCGGAGGAGCGGAUGUUUGAACCCGAGUGGAAAUGAGUAACAGUGGAGCGCAAGGCACCAGGCCCGGUAUGGAAGCUUUGUCGAAAUCAGGUGCUCGGCCCAAUGGGCCCAUCGGUGCCCCCGGCAGCCCAGUGAGCUCCACAGUGGGACCAUCUCUGGCCCCGGAAGACCUGGAGGAUGAACCACAGUCAUCUCUUGCAGAAGUCACCCAGAUGUGGAUUAAAUUUGCCAAGGCAUUUGCUGCUGUUUUCCCCAUCUACAUCUUGGGAUACUUUGGGUUUAGCUUUAGUUGGAUUCUAAUUGGACUUGCUGCAAUUUUCUGGUGGAAGAGGACUCAUGGCUCUGAGGACAAUCGGAUAAACCGUGCCUUAGCGUUCCUGGAUCACGAGGACAAAGCAGUCAAGCAAAUUGUACCUACUAUGGAGUUACCACCGUGGGUUCAUUAUCCAGAUGUGGAGCGAGUGGAGUGGCUGAACAAGACGGUGAAGCAGAUGUGGCCGUUCAUCUGCCAGUUUGUGGAAAAAGUUUUCAGAGACACGAUCGAGCCGGCGGUGCAGGGCGCCAACCCGUACCUCAGCUCCUUCUGCUUCACCAAGAUUGACAUGGGGAACAAGCCUGUCAGAGUGAACGGGGUGAAAGUUUACACAGAGAAUGUGGACCAGAGGCAGGUCAUUAUGGAUCUGCAGAUCAGCUUUGUAGGGAAUACACAGAUCGAUGUGGACAUCAAGAAAUACUACUGUAGAGCUGGAAUCAAAUGUAUACAGCUUUGCGGCGUGUUGAGAGUCGUGAUGGAGCCGCUGCUGGGGGACAUGCCUCUUGUGGGAGCCCUGUCUCUUUUUUUCCUCAAGAAACCUUUGCUGGAUGUUAAUUGGACAGGACUCACAAACAUGCUCGACAUUCCUGGUGUGAAUGGUUUGUCUGACGGCAUAAUCCAGGACAUCAUCUGCAGCAUCCUGGUCCUGCCGAACCGGAUCAACAUCCCUCUGGUGGGAGAUGAACAGCUAGCCAAACUACGCUUCCCCCUACCCAAAGGUGUCCUGCGGAUCCACUUCUUAGAGGCUCAGGAGUUACUUAGCAAGGACACGUUCCUGGGUGGACUGAUUAAAGGAAAGUCAGACCCUUACGGAGUCCUUAAGAUCGGGACUUAUCUCUUUAAGAGCAAAGUCAUCCAUGAUACUCUCAAUCCAAAGUGGAAUGUUGUGUUUGAGGCUUUGGUGUACGAUCAACCAGAACAAAAUCUGGAGAUUGAGCUUUUUGAUGAAGACACGGACCAAGAUGACUUUCUGGGAAGUCUGAAUUUGAAUGUGGCUGAGCUCCAGCAGGAACAGAAGGUCGAUGAGUGGUUCACUCUGGAUGAAGUGUCAUCAGGGAAGCUGCACCUUCAGCUGGACUGGUUAACACCGAUGUCCACCCCAGACAACCUGGACCAGGCAAUGAUGAGCAUCAGAGAGAACCGCUGUCGCACUGACGAUGGCCUCUCAUCUGCUCUGCUCGUUGUCUUCCUCGACUCGGCCAGAAGUCUGUCGAGCGCCUUCGAGGGGACCUCGGGCCACGGUGACUUAAAGGAGAGGCGCUCGAUGGGCCUGGUGUCCGGCGAGAACGUCUCUCUCUGUCGGACCUUAUUUUCUGCAAAGAAAGUGGUCAGUGUUCCCAGUCCAUUUGUCCAUUUCAGAGUCGACAAAAAGUCCUACGACAGCAAGAUCAGAUACAAAACCAAAGAACCGGUGUGGGAGGAAGCCUUCACCUUCCUCAUCCAAGACCCAAGGACCCAGUGUUUGGAUGUUGAGGUGAAAGAUCACAAACAUGACUGUACUUUGGGGCUCUUGACGCUGCCACUGACCCGUCUGCUGGAGGCCGAGGAAAUGAUGCUCAACCAGCGCUUCCCCCUUAAGAACUCGGCACCAGGCUGCACCCUGAAGAUGAAGAUUGCUCUGCGGGUGUUGUGGUUCAGCAAGGCUGCAUCUUUGUCCUCAAAUGCUACACCAUCUGCCGCUCAGGUCCGUAAGACCAGCUCCUCCUCUCCGACCCCGCAGCCCUCUGUCUCUGACACCCCCAAUCCUGCCACCCCAACAUCCAAUAUCCCCUGCUCCAGCCCCAACUCCACAUCCGUCCAGGACCUGCUUCACCGGCAGAGGGAUCCUGAAGAUGUUGGGAAAUCCCUCAGUGCACUGGACAAGGUGCAGGGUGGAGGAGGAGUAGGAGGCCAGGGCCUGCUGGAGACUGGGAGGAGCACCUCCAACCUGGCCAGCUCCAGCUCCCAGCCGUACCUUGCUGGAACCAAAGAGCCGACGCCGAGCAUCGCAUCGGACAUCUCCAACCCUUAUGCCGCCCAGGAGCUGCAGCAGCGCCUGCAGCAGCUACAAAACGGUUCAGGUCUGAGUUAUUUCCCGCUGGGUGAGGUGCAGCUGACGAUCAGACACAGCCCCCAGAGGAACAAACUGGUGGUCGUCGUUCACGCCUGCAGAAACCUCAUCGCGUUCAGCGAGCAGGGUUCGGAUCCUUACGUCCGGCUCUACCUGCUUCCUGACAAACGGCGGUCGGGCAGAAGGAAAACUCACACAUUCAAGAAAACUCUCAAUCCCAUUUACGAUCAGACGUUUGAGUUUAGUGUUCCCAUGGUGGAUUUGCACAGACGCACGCUGGAUGUCGCGGUGAAGAACGGCGGCGGUCUGCUCUCCAAACACAAAGGCCUGCUGGGAAAGGUUCUGGUGGAUUUGAUUCACGAGGACAUCACUAAGGGCUGGACACAGUGGUAUGAGCUGACUGAAGAUGGCUUCUCCAAAUCCCACCAGGUGUAGAGAGCCGCCAUCAUCAUCACCAACCCGCCACACUUUGCAUUGCAUAAUUAUACAGCACACUUUCAUGAUUUUUUUUUAUUACUUGUAACUGUAAGAAGAAAAGGAGCUCAUGGUGUUCAUUUAUUCAUCAGUCGCAAGCCAAACCUCCCCUUUAAUAAGCAGCACUCUAACAGCGAUCGCGCUGGACAUUUGUAGCGGCAGGACGCAGCCUCCUGUCAUUUAUGUCUUUGCCAGGACGUGUGUUAAGUAGAAGGAAGUGGGACAGUAGAGCACCCCUGCCUGUCCCGUUCUUGACAACAGUGUUGGUGUCCUGCGUCUGGGCCUUGCUACCACACACGUGAGUGUCAGCGAUCAGAAAACUGAUUGACAGCUGGGUGUUGCCAAGCAACAGGAUCAUCGUGCAGAAAAAAGCAAGACGUGUGUUUGGGUUCAGAGAAAAGUAGGAAAAAUGUGCAACACCUUUUUGAUCUGCUCCACUGUAAAGAGGCUAUACAACAUGCAGAGUUCUAUAUACAACGUUAGAGUCCGUGUUACAUAUUUAUAGCAGAAAGUAAGAUUAUAGCGGAAACAAUAUUUUUAGAGUUUAGAAUGACUGUGUACAGUUUUUGUAAAUAUGUACAAUGAUGCUGGACAUAACAGACCACGCUUGACAAAAAGGAGACCGAGGCACCGUGUAGCAUUCAGCCAAAUGACAUUGUAAUUUUUAUUAUUAUUAUUUUUAUAUAUAUUUUGGAAAGAGUUUGUGAGGCAGAAGCAGUGAACAGAAACACCACCAAAGAUGUUUUAAUUUUUCACUCUUUUGUAGGUUUUUCUUACAGAAGAUCAUUUUUAUUCCGCUGUUCUGUGUAUUAAUGAAACAGAUACUGCAGUAAAUCCUGAUUAAUGUCUGUUAUAUUUGUUGAUAUAACAGAAUGUUUUUUCUGUUAAUUUUUUUCCAAGGUCAACGUUGAAAUGCGUUCAUGAAGGAAAAUGUUUGUGUGAUUCAAUACUUUUGCUCUUUUCUUUCAGUGUAAGGCUUUGAAAAAAUAUUUAGCAAAUUUAUCUUUAUCAAAAUUGUUUAAUGGUGUAAUGUCACAUAAAUUUAGAACCAUGAAGUAAAAAAACAGAACUGAGUUGACAUAGUUUCAAUAUUUUCUUAAAUCAGGAGUCAAGCUUUAAAAUGAGACAUUUUAGAGUAAUUGCAGCUGCAAAUGGAGGAGCAUUAAAACAUUUUAAAGGCCUUAUAUUCAUGUUUGUUGAGCAACAGACUUUAUUAUGUUUUGCUCUCUUUUGAUGCAGUGUUGACAAAAAAUUAGAUUAACUCUGCAAUUCAUCUGAUUUCAUGGUUAGUUUUAGAAUUACUAUUUAACAUGAAGACAUAAUUUGCAGUAUGUUUCUCAUUUACAUUUUUCUUGAAUAUGAAUUCCUUCUCAGACAAAACACAGUUCACUGUUGAGAAUUCUGUUUUCUAUGAAAGAAUAUUUUUGCCUGAUAAUAGUAAUUUAGAAAAAAAAAAUCACCUUGACUGUCCCGGUCUCACAAAGCAGAGUGAAAUGUGUGAGACUAUUAUCAUUAUUCAUGAGAAACUUUAUCAUAAUAUUUGUUGUUUUAUUUUAAUAAUUGUGACAUAUGUAAAAUAAGUUUUCUUGUAAUUAUGAGAUACUUUAUAGUUACUCAUGACAAACUUUCUCAUACUUGUGAGUUAUCAGUUAAACAUGAUAAACCAUUUAUUUUAAAAUCUUGAUAGUUACUUAUAGGUUUCUUGCUGUCUAUUUAAAUGUGUGGGACUGUCAUUACUCAUGAGAAACCUGUCAUAGUUAGAACUUAUCAUAAUCACCAGGAACCUUAGUUUUCAUAAUUAUAAAUUUGUUUUUCUCUUCUAAAAAGGCUACUUAUUAGUCAUGCCAAAUCUAUUAUAUUUUUGAGAUACUUUAUCAUGGAAAAUGUUUUCAUGAUUAUAAGUUAGAAUUGCCAGAAAUGUAAUUUUUAUAUUUAGAUUUGUUUUAAAUAUUUGUGAUAUAUGUAUAAGAACCCUUCUUGUAAUUAUGAGAUACUUUAUCAUUCCUCAUGACAAAUUUUCUCAGUCAUUACUCAUGAGAAACGUCCAUAAUUAUAACGCACCAUAAUCAUGAGGAAAAAUGUUUUCAUAAUUUUCUCUUUAGAAAAAGGUAAGAAAAAAUUAACAGUAACACUUUUGUCAAGUCUCUUGUAAUUAUGGGAUACUCUAGCAUGAGAAAUAUUCUCAUAAUUAUAUCUUCUCAUAAUUGUAACAAAUCUCAAAUUUGAGAUUUUGCUGAACAGAAUUUAAGCCUGGAGGAGGAAAAAAAUGUUUUUCAUAACUCUAGCCAUGGGAACUUUUCUGACUUUCAAUCACGCUCGUGUGUUAGCCAUAACCUCACAUGAGCACUGAGCACUGAAGGUCACGCACACUUUUCACUGGGCGAGUUUCCAGCGAUGUUGGGGAGCACUCUGCUUACGAACCUUCUUGCUAUUGUUAUGUUAUUUCUGGUGAAUAAAGCGUAAUUACCGUCUCAUUUGUCCACUUAUAAACAUUAUUAUUCUGACAUGUGUCAAGGUAAAAUUACUGCACAAACAGUGCACCCUGUUUGCAUGGAGCAACAUAAAAAUAAUUUUUACCUCCGUUAACUGACGGGAGGAGGAGGUUAUGUGACCUGUUCUGUCUGUUAAUGGAAAGUAAAUCUCAAAAAGCAGUUUCAGAUUCUGAAGAAAGUCUGUCGGUGAUUGAAGGGUUGAUCUCACUCUUCCUUUAAAUAUUUCAAUUCAUCUCUGUUUAGUUCCUUUAAGUGUGUGGUUUUCUUUUUGAUAUCAAAUUUUCACAUUCUCACCUUAUGACAUCACAAAGAUCUAGUGGGGUUAAAAGCUUAAACUACGAGUCCUGUUGGCUGUUGAGGUGUGCCAUCUCUGAGUGUCUUUUUACUUAUUCUUAGAAUUAUGAAAUUCUCAAAAUAGGAUUCUGAGAAACUUUUCAAUACUUAUCUCAAUACUUGGAGACAUUCUCUCAUAAUUAUGUAACGUAUAUAUCGCGAUCAUGAGAAACCUAAUUUUUUUCCAUAACCAGGAUAUUUUACAUUAGUUAUGAGAAAGCUUCUUGCAAAUUAUUUAUCAUCUCAUAAAUUUUCCACAAUUGAUUUAUUUUCAUAAUUAGAGAUGACCACUGUUUUCAUAAAUGACAGCUUUGUUUUUCUCAUUAGAAAAGUCAAUGGUUUUGCCAAAUGUAUUGUAAUUACAGCUUAUUUUAUCAUAAGAAAUAUUUGCAUAAUUGUGAUUUAUGUUCUAAUUAUAAGACAUCUAAUUUUUUAUAUUUGAUAGCUUUUUCCACAAUUGUGACAUUGAGACACUUAUUAUUCUUUGAAAAAAUCUUGAGUUCUCAUGAGAAACCAUUUUUUUCAAAUCAUAUAAUCUAAUUUUAAUAUCAUAAUUAUGAGAAAUAUGUUUUCCCAAUAUGAUUUCAGAAAUGUUUCUCAGUCACAGUUAAUAGAGGUUGUCAUCAGUAGUAAAACUGCUUUAGGUAAUUCUGAUAUUUCAUAAUUUCAAUACCAUUAAUAAUCAUUAAGAAAUAUGACAAAGAUAAAUAUGUGAGGUGAUGCAAUCUUUUCUCUGACUUGGCGAAAAUGGUCUUCCAUAAUAGAAAGUGCUUUUGACUUCUUGUGUACAUAUGAGUACUUUUGUCUGUGUGUUUUUUUUUUUUUUAAAUACACAUCAUAUUAGACAUUACAGCCCUCAUCAGAAAAUUAUUCAGAGCGGGAUUUAUACCCAGUAUAAAGAGUGCAGCCUUCACAUACAUAUAUACAUUUAUGCAGCUGGUACAAAGUACAGAAGCGCAAAGCGUGACCUUUUGACCUUUAUCACACAGUCAUCACAUUGAUAAACUUUUAUAUCGUGUUGGCUGUGCCAUUGUGUGUUUAAGUCUAUUUUUUGUUUUUUUAUUUGUUCUCUGUGGGUGUUCUGCAUCUGUCGCUCUUUGAGUUGUUUUAUUUUGAAAGAAAAAAAGAUGUGGAUUUUGAAAGCUUUGCCUCCGGGUUUGCGUUAGUCGCGUCUUUAAUUUAUCUUGUGCCUUAAAGGCCACAGAAGUAGACAGGUGUGAUUUUAAAGUUUUAGAAUGUAUUGUUGUAUUUACAGUUGAAUAAUAAAGAGCUUUGGCGAAGCAGCAUGAA